Messenger RNA from Klebsormidium nitens, 3195 nucleotides. NCBI's taxonomy places the organism in Eukaryota, Viridiplantae, Streptophyta, Klebsormidiophyceae, Klebsormidiales, Klebsormidiaceae. The record is from the annotation of a GenBank genome assembly.
CAGCAGAGCUUGACGAACGCUGCGCGCCUGCGCAGCAUGGUCGCAUGAGCAUGGCAUUGGAGGCCCUUCUCAUUCUUUUGUAUUAUCAGUGGCAGGCAAGGGCCAACAGAAAGUCCCUGCCACAAGGAAAGGGGUCCCGUUUCUUCAGGCAGCAGGGCAGCUGUGGAGAAUGCUGCAGGGAUUCUGCAGGAAGUAUAUAAAUGACAAUGCUGGGGCUGGGAAGAGCUGGUUGGCGGCAGCGGGCAUCGGAGGGGUGCAGCUUUAAGAUUGGCAGAAUGCAGAGACAAUUGAUCCACGCGUCCAGGCUUUGAGGGGCCAGUGCAGGCCAAGCUGGUGCGCGAAGCAACCCGACGGCAGGAUGCAAGCUGAUACCGCCCAAACGAGGGUGCCUCCUAUACCAGCCACCUUUACGCCCCCACUCAUGGAUCCCCCCGGGCCUGUUCACACCACCAUCAGCAAGGUGGGCCGGGGCCUGGCCGCCAGCGCCAUGACUGCGGUCGUUCUUUUGGGGCUGUUCCUAACAGCGGUGCCUAUAUACCUCACCCUCCUGAGGGCCACCCUGCCUAAAGUUACUGAUGUCAAAGAGCCCCUGUUCUUUGACUACCGGCUGCCGCAGCCGGCCGCGACGAUGCCGCUGCUGCCUCCUGAGCUGCGCACCAAGGCGUAUGCGUACGCAGCGGAGGAUAAGCCCGUGAAGAAGUUCCCCAGGGUAUUCCAACCGGGGCAGCUGUACGAUGUGACGGUGCGCUUGGAGCUGCCAGACUCGGAGCAGAAUGUGCAAGUUGGUAUCUUUCAGGUGACGGUGCAGCUGCUGUCAGUACGCGACGACGUGGUGGCGACCACGACGCAGCCGGCCAUGCUGCACUACCGCAGCCCGCUGGUCAAGCUUGCGCGCCUCCUUGCAAUGGCCAUCCCAAUCGUCUUCAACUUCGUUGAGGAGCGCCAAGUCCUCACUCUGACCAUGCUCAAGGGCUACCAGGAGGGCCCCCUUCCCGUCAUCGCAGUGCGCGUGCUCAUCGAACCCUCUGCGGGGCGGCCCCCCGAGCUCGGCCUCCCACAGAUCUAUUCUGCAGAAGCAGAGGUCAGGACGCGUCUUACGGGGCUGGCUGCGCUGCUCUACAACUGGAGGUUCACCAGCUUCGUCUGGGGCCCCUUUGUCAUCUUCAUGUGGGAGCUGGCGGUCGCUGUCCUAUGCUGCCCGGGGCUCGUCCUCCCGGGCUUCCUCCGUAAGACGGCGCCAACCCCGGCGAGGCCCCCGGUAGCCCCCCUGGUGCGCCCUCCGGUAUCCCCGGCCGGAAAAGACAUGCUACGAACGGGGGCUGCAGUCGUGGGCGAUUUGGAGGACUUGGAGAGCCUUGGAAUUGACGAGAUCCCGAAGGACCAAUCGGGCGCAGCCGAAGUGUCUGCCGACGCAAGUGUCUCCAUGAACGGAGAUAGCACUACCUCCGAGAGCGACUACACUCUAGUGGGAGGCAGGCGCGUCAGCAUUGGACUGGGGGUGGAAAUUGGCCCUUCCCGGAGGAGGUCCAGCGGGUCGCGCGGGCAGCGGCCUGAGCGCGCGGGAUCGCGGGAGCGAGUGACGGUGCCAGUGCUUUUGGACGGGAAGUGGGACGACAGCAUGGAGCAAGCGCUGGAAGACAUUUUGGAGGCGCGAGUGAGCCCCGAGGCCAGCGAGGCGAGCGAGGAGCUCUCAGAAGAUGACGUCAUGGCUGAGGAUGACGUCUUGGGGGAGGACGACAUUGCAGGAGAGGACGACGACCUGUCGGGAAAGGUGGAUGAUCUUUUGCGCGAGGAUGCUGACGUCAUGGGGGAGGGGGAUGACGUCACGGCGGAGGGGGAUGACGACAUGCCAGUCCUCGAGGAUGGGGCCCAGCAGGGCGAAGCGACUUGGGGCGGAGGGGAAAGAGAGACGGGGUUGGAAGAAGCCGAAGGGGAGCCGGGAGAUGCGUCCCAGGCGGAAAACGAGGGAGCGCUUCUGCAGGCUGGGGGGGGGUCCAGCAAGCUGAAUGACUUGCUGGGGGACAACGGGAACGUAGAGUCAGUCGGGGGGGAUCGGAAGCAGCGCACAGAGGAGAAGGGUUCGCGACCAGAAGCUCUUACGCUACCGCCUGAAAACGGGGGCGCGACGGGAAGUGCGGUGGAGCUUGGGCGCUCGAGCUCGUCCGAUGACAAACACGCACAGUCCGGGCUGACGUCAGAGAGUGCGGACUCCGCUCCCAGGCGCAGCCAGAGUCUGGACAAUGUAAAAGCAUCGUCGUCGAACGGUGUGAACAGGCCGGAUGAGGCCAGCGGGUCAGGGGCGGCUUCGACAGGGGGAGGAGGCAACGCGGAUGAUGCGAACAGGGGGGAGUCGCCCGGGGGAAGUGGGUCUCGUUCCGGGGGGGAGAGCCCGAACACUGGGGUCUACUCGAGAUUCUUGACACGGGGGUUUCCGCGCAGCGGCAGCAGCGGCUCCCUCUCAGAGAAGACUCCUGAAAAGCAGGGUGUAAAUAAGCACACACAGGGCGACGUAAAUGGGGGUGCUAAGGGAAGUUCUCCGAACGAGGCUGGGAAAGGCGAGGAGUUCCAGGAUGCUGUGGACACACUUACGCCCACGGUCUCGGAUGCUUCCAUGCAGGAGGCAGUCGAGGACAACGAUUGGUUGGAGGUGCCACGUGUAGGGACGGAAGGGGGUUCUGACAUCCCCCAGAAUGGUACGCAACAAGGCAAUAGGGAAGCAGAGGAUGGAGAAGGAAAUGAGGAUGAAGACGGUCAGGGGUCGAGUUUACUUGGUCCUCUGCUUGGGGGUCUGAGGCGCCGGGGACGGACGAAGCAGGAUAAGUAACACACAAUCUCCCUGGCUCCUAAUCGGCAUGGCAGAAUCAGCCGCUUUAAGGAUGUAAGCUGCACUUUUACGCACGUUUCGAUACGACCUGACGGGCUACCUUGCGGGGGACCGUCAGAUCCAGUAGGUUCCAAGUUCAGGACUUAAAAUUUCGGAUCCACCUCGCAAGAUCUCUGACGUUUGCACAAUAGCGGGUGCAAACGCUAGCAAGGGCGUUCAAGGGCGGCCUCGGUAGUGCAAUUCCAUCAGCACUGAGCAGAAGCGGGCUGCGAAGUGUACACCUUCGUAUGUUGAUAGGUCUAACGCGCCCUGGUUACUGAUGAGGUCAUGCGACGGCACGCUCAUGUAAAUUGGUCCACCCAAAUGACGUG